Molecule: messenger RNA, 1552 nt
Organism: Cucumis melo (muskmelon)
Lineage: Eukaryota; Viridiplantae; Streptophyta; Magnoliopsida; Cucurbitales; Cucurbitaceae
Product: CO(2)-response secreted protease-like
Exons: 6
Coding region: 87-1433 (448 amino acids)
Biological process (GO): proteolysis
Molecular function (GO): serine-type endopeptidase activity
Source: RefSeq, a predicted model, not a curated record
UUCUGCAGCCCCUGCUCCAAUUAACAGUGGUGAACGACGCGCCGUGGAUUCUAACAGUGGUGAACGACGGUCCCAGUUCGGGAACGAUGGUGAACGACGCGCCGUGGAUUCUAACAGUGGCUGCCUCCACCAUUGAUAGGGAUUUUGAGUCUGAUGUUGUGUUGGGCAACAAAAAAGUGAUCAAGGGCGAAGGUAUAAAUUUCUCUGAUCUUCAAAAGUCCCCUGUAUACCCUCUAAUACAAGGCAAGUCAGCCAAGAAAGCGAGUGCCAGUGAAGACAGUGCAAGGAUUUGUUCUGAAGAUUCCAUGGAUGAAGCUCAAGUGAAGGGAAAGAUAGUUAUUUGCGAAAGCAGUGUCGAAGGAGGUGGUUCGGAUUGGCAAAGUCAGGCGGAAACAGUGAAGAGUCUUCAAGGGGUUGGGGUAGUUUUAAUUGAUGACGACUCAAAAUUAGUUGCAGAGAAGUUUACUACUCCCAUGACAGUUAUUAGCAAAAAGGACGGUCCUGAGAUCCUCUCCUAUGUUAACUCAAGCAGGAAACCAGUUGCUACAAUUCUCCCCACUGAGACCAUAAUAAACUAUAAGCCAGCACCUGCUAUAACAUAUUUUUCAUCCAGAGGGCCUAAUCCCGCAGUAUUAAACAUAAUUAAGCCGGACAUAUCAGCACCAGGAGUGAACAUUCUUGCAGCCUGGCUUGGAAAUGAUUCAAGUUCAACUCCACAAGCAACAAAGUCACCACUCUUCAAUGUGAUCUCAGGAACUUCAAUGUCCUGCCCCCAUGUCUCUGGCGUAGUGGCCUCUGUAAAAUCUCAAAACCCCACAUGGAGUCCCUCAGCAAUCAAAUCAGCCAUCAUGACAACAGCAAUCCAAACGAAUAACUUGGGAUCGCCUAUGACUUUGGAUACGGGAUCAGUAGCCACACCUUAUGAUUAUGGGGCAGGAGAAAUAUCAACCAAUGGAGCAUUACAACCAGGACUAGUCUACGAAACUAGUACAACAGACUACUUACUAUACCUUUGCGGCCGAGGUUAUAAUCUAACCACCAUUAAAAGCAUCACAACUACUGUUCCUGAUGGAUUUGAUUGCCCCAAGAAUUCAACUACAGACUACAUAUCCAACAUGAACUACCCAACAAUAGCAGUAUCAGAAUUGAAAGGCAAGGAAAGUAAGAAAGUAAUCAGAACAGUUACAAAUGUUGGUGGCAAUGGUGAAACAGUUUACACAGUCAGUGUAGACGCACCUGAGGAAGUAGAGGUCAAAGUGAUUCCAGAGAAAUUGAAAUUUGCAAAGAACAAUGAGAAGCAGAGUUAUCAAGUGGUUUUCACCCCAACUGCAUCCACACUGAAGGAAAGAGUCUUUGGUUCAAUCACUUGGACCAAUGGAAAACAUCGAGUCCGAAGUCUAUUUGUCGUCACUAGUGAGAGUAGUGAGCCAUAAGAUUACUUAUAAAACAGUGAACACAUUGCAAGGUCAAAAGUUGUAAUUCUCUAGUCAUCUGUUUCAGUUUGGACUAUGGUACUUUCUGAAUAAAUGUAGUUGGUGUUUUAGAUGUCUAA